GCUGUGCAGCUACCCCACGUACGUGCUCAUAUCCUGAGAAACACCGAGAGAGCAAGUCUGGCAGUCCUCCUUUUUCUGCAUCAUUUCCUCUGCAGACGCGUGCGAGACAUAUCUGCUCCCGGAUUUCCCAUUUUCAACUUUUUUUCAUUAUUUUUGUUGUUGCGGUUUUUAUAUUGUUUUCGUUGUCGCAUUCCCUCCUUGUCUUUGGAAUGAACUGUUUUCCUGCCUGCGUCGUUUCCAUGCCAGCAUGGGAACUGCCGUGUCCAAAAGGAAGAAUUUAAGAAACGAUGCGAUUUCUUCUGUGGCAGCAAAAGUUAGAGCAGCCCGAGCAUUUGGAGAGUACCUGUCCCACACACACCCUGAAAACCGAAACGGAUCAGCUCAUCUACUGUGUGAAACCUUGGUGGGUCCCGACCCGGAGUCGCCAAGUGACAAGAUUGGCCCGAACAACAACAAUCACCUCCAUCCCUGCUCCAACACCACCAAGGGCUGUGAGGACAACCGGGAGUCCGGCCAGGUGAAACCAACGCUGGGAUUACACCAGCCACCUCCACCAUCCAUCACCAUCUCUACCAAAGCAUCAAAGCUUUCCCUUGAGCGCAGCUUCUCAGCGGAGGAAGACCAGCAGAAGAGCGUUGAGUGCACCCUGCAGCCUGCCCGCGUGUACACCAUCACCACUCAGCGCGGUAUGCUGAUGAGCAGCGGCCGGGGCAGCAAGGAAAGCCUAGAACUGGACGUCCUGAAGGAGAAGUCGGGGAGUGGCGGGGUGGCAUCCAGAAGUGGCCUGAUCCAGGCUUCCACUUCCCCUUCCUCCGCCACAUCUUCUCCAACCCAGUACCACCAUGCCAGCAGCAGCCGUGGCAACAGCCACCAUCACAGAAACCAUCACGACCCUCACCACGGAAACCACCACCACCACGGCCUCUCUGGAACCAAUGCCACCUCCAGUAGUGGGGGAAGUAGCGGGGCGAGCGGAAGCAGCAGUAGCAACCAGCAGCAACCAGCUGUCACUGGAACCCACUCCCAUCAUGGAUCACACCACCACGGCCACCACCAUCACCUGUCUCAACCCCCGCUGCAGACCUCUGUCAGCGCUCACAACAUCCGCGGAUGGGGGGAGGGGGGAAAGGGGGAUGGGGAGUGCAGCGGGUUGGCCUGCGAGUCGUGCAGCGGGGCCCCCUCGCGGAGCCAAGGGUCCCUGGACCUGGAGAGCACAUCCCGAGAGGCAGGCAAGCAGCACCGACGCCUAGAGCGGAUGUGGAGUGUGGACCGGAUGACUGGGCUGGAGAGAGAGGACACUAACUGGUUCCCGAAGGAAAACAUGUUCAGCUUUCAAACUGCCACAACAACCAUGCAGGCGUGAGUGAACUUCCGGAAGCAUCUUCGGAUGGUGGGCAGCAGGAGGAUGAAAGCACAGACAUUCGCUGAGCGUAGAUCGAAGAGUUUCAGCCGCUCCUGGAGUGACCCAACCCCUGUCAAGAAUGACUCUCAGCAUGAACCCAGAGACAGCGGAGACCUGCAGACAUCCUGUGGUACUUUAGAUGAAGGAGGCCAAGAUGAUAAUUUAGACUGGGAGGAGGAGAGAGAGAUGGAGCGGCUGGCCUGUGAAGGGGACGACUUUGUACCUCCCAAAAUCAUGCUGAUCUCUUCUAAAGUCCCAAAGGCGGAGUACGUUCCCACUAUAAUCCGCAGGGAUGACCCUUCCAUCAUCCCCAUCCUCUAUGACCAUGAACAUGCAACAUUUGAUGAUAUUUUGGAGGAAAUAGAGAAGAAGCUCACAGCUUACAGGAGAGGAAGCAAGUUCUGGAGGAUGCUCAUCUUUUGUCAGGGAGGACCUGGUCAUCUGUAUUUACUGAAGAAUAAAGUGGCAACUUUUGCGAAGGUGGAAAAGGAAGAGGACAUGAGCCAAUUCUGGAGGAGGCUUAGUCGCUUCAUGAGUAAAGUCAACCCAGAACCCAACCUCAUCCACAUAAUGGGAUGCUACGUCCUUGGCAACCCAAACGGAGAGAAGCUGUUCCAGAAACUGAAGAAUCUGAUGAGGCCUUAUUCUGUCGAGUUCGGGUCGCCGCUGGAGCUGUCUGCACAGGGCAAAGAGAUGAUUGAGAUGUACUUCGACUUCCGCCUCUACCGGCUUUGGAAGACCCGCCAGCACUCCAAACUCUUGGACUAUGAGGAGUUUUUGUGACAAAGAAACUUGGAUAAUGGGCGCAGCGGAGCCCCCCCAGUGCCACGAGGAACCUGUUUAAAAGUGAUCCAAUGACUGAACAUUUGCUCAACUAUAGCGCUCGACCCGUCAACUAUAAACACUCAUACCUGCUUUCAUCCUGGAGAGGACUGGGAGAAGAGGAGGAUGGGAAGGCAGGCAGGAUUGAGGAGGCUGAAGACAAGCUAAAUAAUGCCGUGCCUCAGCUCCUCCUCAAGACUAACAAAAAGGGCCGAAACAAUACACAAAGGAAAACAAUUAGGAAAGAGCGGAAACAACUGGGCUGUCCAAGUAUUAGACACCACCUCACUUUGCCUCUUGAAAGCAAAGGAGAAACAAAAAUUCAUACGUGUAAAAAAAAAGAAAAAAAAAAAGGUCAUUUCGUUCACCCCUCUAUCGCAAAGACACAUUUUCAGAGGCUUAUGGGCUUCAGAAAAAUCUCAUUCUGCCAUAAUGUGGUUCUGUGAUUAGACUGGACCUCUCAGACCCCGGAGACAUACAUAUACAUAAAUAAUCCAUGUGUCGAUGUGUGUAUAUAUCACAUGAAUAUAUUAGCAUAGCUUUAGUCAUGCAAAUAACACUCUAUAUGAGAAUAAUGAUGCAUCAUUUAUUUUUGAUGUGCAUUGUUGUGCAGUUUCAUAUGGAAAUACUUUGGAAUAACUCAGGUUUUAGCCAUGAAGUACUUCAUCUGUUGGUCCAUUCUAUCAAGAUAUUGUAAUCUGCAUCACCAUUGCUUGGAAUGAAUGUAUUACCUCUCUGGAAAUGUAUCUUCAGUUUGAGGAAUUGAGCUUCAUGUUUUGGUAAAAAACAAAAAAACAAAACAAAAAAAAAGUGCUGAUUUUGAGCGAGUGUGGGUGGGAGUGUUUUCCAUGUAAAAAAAACCAUGAUGAUGUUUUGUGUGUAUUUUCUCCUUCUGCUCCUCUGUUAAAGCUUAAUGUUCAUCACCUUCACUCGCCAUUUCUUUUCCUGUCAGAUACACAUAUACGCAAAUACAGUUUAGCAUGAUUCAUGAUGUCAAGAGGGAUGUAACAGCCAUCCAAGAGCUCCUGCCACUGCAGUGGAGGAGCUGCCCUAUUGAUCCCUGCUGCUCUUUUUCAGAAGGUCCGGGCCACUUAGUCGGCCCCUGUCAACGGCGCCAGCUGCUCUCACUAUCCGCCAAACACUCUUGGCAUAUCUUAAUGGCAGGCAAACGAGUUUCCGCCACCUCGUAUAUCAUUGGGCUGUGAUCCAGUCUUAGGACCGGAGUUCUCUGAAUUAAAAAGAUCUGCCAGGGGUUUAAGCCGUUAACAGCCUCCUGCUGCCCCUGCCAGGUGUCGACUAGUAAAAAGGGCAGAAAUAUGCACCGAGUGUGUGUCUGUGUCUAAGACAGCACACCAGCUGAGUGACCUGAGCGGUCUCACAUAGAUGAAGGAUGGGGAAAUGUGGAGAGCAGCCACUAAGCCGACUGCUGGACAGCAAAUCUGAAACAUUUCACACAGCGCUCACUUAUACACACACUGGGGCUGGGACAAAAAUACAUUUAAGAAAUUAAAUAAAAUGAAAACAUCUGGAUGCUUAUCUGUGGGGGACUCAGGCCAAAAUAAACCUGUUGAUGUCAUCAGAUUUAUCUCAGUUUGAGUUUAAGACAAUUACCAAGCAUUCUAUCAAGUUUUUUGUUUUUUCUAAUGGCAAGUGUAGGACUUUCGGGUUCGACUUAUACAAGGGACCUCUCAUAGUCCGGAGUAGUAUAUAGUUAAGUAGUACUAAAUCACUAGGAAAAUAUAUCUUCAGCAAAGCAAAGACAAAUGUGCUUCAACAUUGAAACUGGGACAGUGACACUCCAAAAACACAGAAAAUCUCAAUUCUCAGUUUAUUUGAUUCCUCAGGUUGACAUGUUUCUGUGAAGACCCUUAUAAUGGCAGAUCUGCUUAAAAGUUAAUUGAGCUUUCGUACUUAUGGAGUUCUGCAAUCCCAGUUUUUAUGUGUCUGUAAUUUUCAACGACAUGCUGCCGUAACUUUACGAAUGUGGCAGCGUUCCAAGGAGACAUUGCUAAGUCACACGACGGGUCACCGCUCAGCCAAUCACAGUCCCGCAAUGACAUCGGCCCCUGAAUGUCAGUGAAAACAUUGCUGCAGAGCAACACUUGCUAAGUAUGAUUUUAAACCAGUCAUUGGGUCUCUGCAUAAUUUAUUGGCGUGCAAAAUGUUUACAGAGUGCAUGAGGAAUAAUAUUUUUGUUAUCUAAUAGAUUUAAGUGACCCCAGCCCUUCAUAACACACACACAUAUACAAACAAACACACAAACAAAGAUACUCUUCAUCUGUGUAUGGUAAACACAUUUCCAUUUGUCAUUAUUUGUUUGGAUGUGUUAAUAUUUGGAGCAUUAUGUGGGGGCUUUUUUCUGUUAAAGUCAACCAGCCUCACUGGAGUGCUCUCUUCUUGCAAAAAUCUGUUUUAUUAGCGUUUACCCUCUCUCUGACAUUGCAGUGCUAGCCUACAGUUUGUCUGGCACAGACAAGUGCUCUCUCAGCCUGAGUCACGCAGAACAUGUUUUCACUCCAGAUUUAAAAGCCAAGCACCAGUCAUAUUUCAUUGAGCCGUGUUAAUUCCAGCAGAAGCAUUAAGCUGCCGAAUUCUCAAAGAUGUUGCCCUCAACAGUUGCCGCUGAACGUUUUUCAUUUUUCACAACGUUACACCAUGGUAUACUUCAAAUGUAAAAUCUAGCAGCAAUUAUAUGGAUUCAGUCAAUUAAGAAAAUGUCUUUCUCAUGCCAUAGAAACUCUCAGUCUCAAAUGCAGUCUAUAAAGAUAUUAAUGGUAGUACGUUUUCUGUUGGGCUGAACUGACCGUGAUGUGAAGAGCACUGACUCAGGAGUUUGAGAGAGCUUUGACAUUUUCUUCUUCAGCAAAAAAACCACAACAUUU
Molecule: messenger RNA, 5106 nt
Organism: Eleginops maclovinus (Patagonian blennie)
Lineage: Eukaryota; Metazoa; Chordata; Actinopteri; Perciformes; Eleginopidae
Gene: nsmfa
Product: NMDA receptor synaptonuclear signaling and neuronal migration factor a
Exons: 14
Biological process (GO): positive regulation of neuron migration; regulation of neuronal synaptic plasticity
Cellular component (GO): nucleus; cytoplasm
Source: RefSeq, a predicted model, not a curated record